AUGCAUUCGAACUCAACAAAGUCAGCCAGGAGCGCGCGAUCAGACUCGAUAGGAUCGUACUUGUUUGAAGACCAUUCCAGGUCAUCUACCCGAUCCACCCAGAGAGAGCGUUCCAACAGCUCGCCGUUAGCAAGGAGUAUUGCUGAUCAAGAUGUCCGCGAUCGCUCGCAAUCAGAAAGUGACAUGAUGUACUAUCUGCAGUCAAGUCCUCAGACGCCGCCUAGUUAUCUGUCGCUUCCUCCUGGAGGAUGUCCCCAUUACCCAGUGUUCGCAAAUCCUCGCGAGGGCAACGAAUCAUUACCCUCUUACUCACCCACAGUGUACAAAUUAGCGAUUCUGCCACGGAAACAGGAGUGGCUUUCGCCGUACGAGGCUGCUCCACAACGCCAGUGGAAGGAUGUCAUUGUGGAGUUGAACUCCACCCAACUGAACAUCUAUGCGGUAGAGCCAAGUGAUCCAAAAGACACCAAGAAAAGCAAGCCGCUGAUGGGCGAAGAGUCUCCCAGUUCUGACUACAAGUCAUGCAAGCGGUACAGUGUUUAUAAUUCUGCUUUUACAGGCGAAGUCGACCUUCAAAACCUGUUGAACUUCAAGUCCAAUCACAUGGUGGGCACAGCCACAUUGCUCAAACCCUACUCGCUUCAGCACGCAAAGCUGGGCGUCGCUGUCGACUACAAGAAACGCAAACAUACUCUUCGAUUGCGGUGCGAAACCGAGCAGUUUUUGCUACAAUUUGGUGGCAUCCAGGAGAUGGUAGAUUGGUACUUUUCGCUGGCAAUUGGGAUCGACAACUCGCUAGAUCUCUCUGCUCGCGAAAUGCCACGUUACAGGACUGUUCCUCGUCGCAGAAGGCUGCGUAAUACGGCGGACAUGGAGCUUCUGUUGAGACGUCACCGCCAUUAUUCGCCGCAAGAGGUUGCCAAUUUGUUCCGUGCCAGGAGAGGCUCAGCUCCGGAGUUACGCCUCGGUGUCAAAUCAACGCUUUCGCUGCUUAAGUCGAAAUUCUCUUCUUCUUCCUCCAGUUCCAGACGCCAGUCUAGCGAUAGUCUUGCAUCGCUGGUAGAAGUACAGACACCACCCUCUCCGGCGCCGGAGGAGGUGAUCACGUCGUUGGACCUGUUAAUCCUGGAUGACGAUGACAUUGUGGACGACGACAGGACCAGUGACAUGGGGGCGAGUGUGGCUGUCUCACGUGAUAGUAUCGACGUCGAUUUGGAUGAUUUAGAGGUGGAGCUGGACGAUUUGGAUGAUGAAGAGAGCAUCGUUGACUCUGAAUCAGCCCCAGUGGUUCGCAGCACGCCUACAAACUCCUCAUCAUGCUCAACUCCGAGCUCCAACCACUCUAACACUACCACAUUUGACUACGUUCCAUCCCGGGCUAGUUCGGAAACAUCUCAUUCUUCUGCGUUGUCCGAGAAAUGGACACCCAGGUACGACGAUCUCCCCAGCUCUAAAAAGAUGCUGAGAGAUGCUAUUCGGUGCAUGCAAGUGCUUAUGGCCAAUGACCGCUGGUCAGGCCGUAAACUGGUGAAGGACUUCACCUCCUUUUCUUCUCGUGGAGACUCAACGGCUAUUCCCUACCACCAUUCCGAGUUUAGGCCACUCCAAGAGUUCGUCGUUAGCCCCCAGGGGCUAAUUCCUUGCAACCAGAGUCUAUGA
This is a messenger RNA of Kuraishia capsulata CBS 1993, 1659 nucleotides long. RefSeq lists its product as uncharacterized. The transcript has a single exon. NCBI's taxonomy places the organism in Eukaryota, Fungi, Ascomycota, Pichiomycetes, Pichiales, Pichiaceae. Bases 1 to 1659 code for a protein of 552 amino acids. The record is from RefSeq and is a predicted model, not a curated record.